This is a messenger RNA of Amphiprion ocellaris (clown anemonefish), 5187 nucleotides long. RefSeq names its product glutamate receptor, ionotropic, AMPA 4b (gene gria4b). The transcript is spliced from 16 exons. Gene Ontology annotation, biological process: modulation of chemical synaptic transmission; monoatomic ion transport; synaptic transmission, glutamatergic. The record is from RefSeq and is a predicted model, not a curated record. Gene Ontology annotation, molecular function: transmitter-gated monoatomic ion channel activity involved in regulation of postsynaptic membrane potential; AMPA glutamate receptor activity. Gene Ontology annotation, cellular component: plasma membrane; dendritic spine; AMPA glutamate receptor complex. The coding region runs from base 693 to 3410 and encodes 905 amino acids. NCBI's taxonomy places the organism in Eukaryota, Metazoa, Chordata, Actinopteri, Pomacentridae.
CUCGCUCGUUAUAAUCCUAUUAAUUGGGGCAAUUUGCGCAUUUUAAUGGCACCUUAAAGGCGGAGUGACUGGAGCAGCUUCUGAUCAGUGUUUCUCUGCUGAUCUGUGACAGCGGAAUAAACAACAUCUGUCAGGCUUCACUCUCUCUGUAUGUUCAUGUCAGCGGUUCUGGAAGUUUUGGUGUUACCGGAGCUGCUGCGGGGACUUUGCCCGCCGCUCGGUGCCGCUGAGCGGGCUGCUGCCUGCCGCCUUCCACCCCUCCUGCCUGCCCCGGUCGGGUAAAAGGCGCAUGUGUGUUAUUGCUGUGAUGUGAGUUGAGCCGCAUCCAGACGCACUGGCCGCCGCUGGCUGAUGCCCCCCUCCCUCCUCUCUCCUCUCUGCCUCCUCAUCUUGGUGGUGUUGUGCGCAAAAUCUCCAGCGCCGGACGGACGGACGCAGUUUGACGGUACAAUCGAGCGGCACUGCGGGGGGAGAUCCGAGAGAAAAAGCCACCCAAAGCAGACAUGGAUAUUUAGCCGGCAUUUAUUCUUAGUAUUUUUGUAACCCAAAAAAAAAAAAAAAACACAACAACAAAAAAAAGAACAAACAUCUCUUUGUGUUUUUUUUUCUCCACCUUGUGAUGUUGCUUUUGCCCCGGGGGUGUUAUAAUUAAACCUGCUCGAUGUCUCUCAUCAGUUUAUAACCGAAACAAAAUGAGGAUUUCUUCCCGCGAUUGGAUUCUGUUGAUGUUCUCUGGCUUUUGGGGACUGACGAUGGGAGCUUUCCCGAGCAGCGUUCAGAUCGGCGGUCUGUUCAUCAGAAACACUGAUCAGGAGUACACUGCCUUUCGUUUGGCGAUCUUCCUGCACAACACCAGCCCGAAUGCCUCAGAAGCUCCGUUCAACCUGGUGCCUCAUGUGGACAACAUUGAGACGGCCAACAGCUUCGCUGUCACCAACGCCUUUUGCUCCCAGUACUCCCGCGGUGUCUUCGCCAUUUUCGGCCUGUAUGACAAGCGCUCGGUCCACACGUUGACGUCCUUCUGCAGUGCCCUGCACAUCUCCCUCAUCACGCCCAGCUUCCCCACUGAGGGCGAGAGCCAGUUCACCCUGCAGCUCCGGCCUUCCAUCCGGGGGGCGCUGCUGUCCCUGCUCGACCACUACGACUGGAACAAGUUUGUCUUUCUGUACGACACAGACCGAGGAUACGCUAUCCUGCAGGCCAUCAUGGAGAAGGCCGGACAGAACAACUGGCAGGUCAGCGCCAUCUGCGUAGAAAACUUCAACGACGCCAGCUACCGGCGACUGCUGGAGGACCUGGACCGGCGACAGGAGAAGAAGUUUGUCAUCGACCUGGAGGCCGAGCGGCUGCAGAACAUGUUGGAACAGAUUGUCAGCGUCGGGAAACAUGUCAAAGGCUACCAUUACAUCAUGGCCAACCUGGGUUUUAAGGACAUCAACCUGGAGCGCUUCAUGCAUGGCGGAGCCAACGUGACGGGCUUCCAGCUGGUCGACUUCAGCAACCCCAUGGUCAUCAAGCUGAUGCAGCGCUGGAACAAGCUGGAUCAGAGAGAAUACCCCGGAUCAGACGCCCCGCCCAAGUACACCUCGGCACUGACUUACGACGGGGUGAUGGUGAUGGCCGAGGCCUUCAGGAACCUGCGCAGGCAGAAGGUGGACAUUUCCAGACGAGGGAAUGCCGGUGACUGCCUCGCAAACCCGGCCGCCCCAUGGAACCAGGGCAUUGACAUGGAGAGAACCCUCAAACAGGUCCGGCUGCAGGGAUUAACAGGUAAUGUCCAGUUUGACCACUAUGGCCGCAGGGUCAACUACACUAUGGACGUGUUUGAGCUGAAGAAUAAUGGACCCAGACGGAUCGGCUACUGGAACGAUGCUGACAAACUGGUGCUGAUCCAGGACUCUCCACUGCUUCCAAAUGACACUUCUGGCAUGGAGAACCGCACUGUUGUAGUUACUACCAUCAUGGAGGGUCCCUACGUGAUGCUUAAGAAGAACUCGGAGAUGUACGAAGGCAACGACAAGUACGAGGGAUACUGCGUGGACCUGGCCUCGGAGAUCGCCAAACACAUCGGCAUCAAGUACAAGAUUUCCAUCGUCCCUGACGGAAAGUACGGCGCCCGGGACCCGGAGACGAAGAUCUGGAAUGGGAUGGUCGGGGAGCUGGUGUACGGGAAAGCGGAAAUCGCUGUGGCCCCUUUGACUAUCACGUUGGUCCGGGAGGAGGUGAUUGAUUUCUCCAAGCCCUUCAUGUCAUUGGGCAUUUCCAUCAUGAUCAAGAAGCCCCAAAAAUCAAAGCCGGGCGUGUUCUCCUUCCUGGACCCGUUGGCCUACGAGAUCUGGAUGUGCAUCGUGUUUGCCUAUAUCGGCGUGAGCGUGGUGCUCUUCCUGGUCAGCCGCUUCAGCCCGUACGAAUGGCACACCGAGGAGCCCGAAGAGGGCUCCGACGGUCCGCCAAGCGACCAGCCCCCCAAUGAGUUUGGCAUCUUCAACUCCCUCUGGUUCUCCCUGGGUGCCUUCAUGCAGCAGGGAUGCGAUAUCUCCCCCAGAUCUUUAUCGGGGCGAAUCGUCGGAGGAGUGUGGUGGUUCUUCACCCUCAUCAUCAUUUCCUCCUACACGGCCAACCUGGCUGCCUUCCUUACUGUGGAGAGGAUGGUUUCCCCCAUAGAGAGCGCCGAGGAUCUGGCCAAGCAGACUGACAUCGCUUACGGUACCUUGGACUCUGGAUCCACCAAAGAGUUCUUCAGGCGGUCCAAGAUUGCCGUCUACGAGAAGAUGUGGGGCUACAUGAAGUCUGCCGAGCCCACCGUCUUCACCAAGACCACGGCCGAAGGGGUGGCAAGAGUCCGCAAAUCCAAAGGGAAAUACGCCUUCCUGCUGGAGUCCACCAUGAAUGAGUACACUGAGCAGCGAAAGCCCUGCGACACAAUGAAAGUCGGAGGCAACUUGGACUCCAAAGGCUAUGGAGUAGCCACACCCAAGGGUUCACAGUUAAGAACGCCCGUAAACCUUGCCGUAUUGAAACUGAGUGAAGCAGGAGUCUUAGACAAACUGAAAAACAAAUGGUGGUACGAUAAAGGGGAGUGUGGACCCAAGGACUCGGGAAGUAAGGACAAGUCAUCUCAGGCCCUCAGCCUGAGCAACGUGGCGGGGGUCUUCUACAUCCUGGUCGGGGGCCUGGGCCUGGCCAUGCUGGUGGCCCUCAUCGAAUUCUGCUACAAGUCACGCAACGAGGCCAAGAGAAUGAAGCUAACAUUUACAGAAGCCAUGAGGAACAAGGCCCGUCUGUCCAUCACAGGCAGCGUUGGGGAGAACGGACGGGUGUUGACGCCCGACUGUCCCAAGGCCGUCCACACCGGGCCGCCCAUCCGCCAGAGCUCUGGCCUUGCCCUUGUCUCCUCGGAGCUGCCGUGAAAACCAAAAACUUCUCAAGUGCCUUAUUCCAAUAACAACAACAACAGCAAACACGACAAACCAAUAAUCACAACAACCGCAAAGCAGAAACAGGAUCCACACAGCCAACAGGUCUCUGAACCAACGGAGGAGCCAGCAACAAACCCGAUCGGACUCAUGGUGCCUCGGUGACUUUCUUUCCGAGAUCUGUGGGAACCAGAGGCAGAAUAAUCUAGUUUUUUUGUUGUUUUUUUCUUUAACUGUGUGGCCAAACGGAGGUUCAUGAGAAUCCACUGGAGCAGUUCAACUUUUACAACUCCAGUGACAGAAAGAGGAGCAAACUGGGAAGAAGAAAAUUAAUAAUAUCAUGAUAUAUGAUAAAGACCACGACCAGAAAACUGUAAACUUGAAACUCAAAACUGUGCUUUUCUGUUUUGUUUUUUUUUUUUUUUUUUAUUGCUGUGAAUUGGCAAAAACUGAACCACAAUCAAGAUUGUUUUCAAACUGAACAGUAUUUGCUACACAGACGUGAGUGGCGUUCAAGAGACAACAAUCUCACUAGAUAUCAACAGGCGACGCUGGGAGGGUCGCAGCCCGGCGCCGCGGAGAUAUGAUGGAAAAUAUUUGUAUUCAUAAAAAGAAAAAUUAAAUCUAUUGAUACUGAAUAUAUGAGCAAACAUAGAAAACUGUGAAAAUACGUAAAUAUGUAUAUUCCGUGAAAACAAACUGAGAUCUUGAGCUGUACAUAGGGACGACUGUGCUUGCUUUUUAAACAGAUGUACAUAGCAGAUAUUGUAGUGAACAGACAGUUCUUUUUUGUAAAUCAUCUUUAAAGAUUUUAUUCAUCGCAAUAACAAAAAAGAUGCCACUUGAAGGAGGAGACGUGCGAAAGGCAGUGUUAAAAAAAAAAUUGUGUUAAAUACCUAACUGUACUAUAUAGGAACAUUCAAACUCUAAAUGUGAAGGGGUAUCAACUGCCCAAAUAUUCUGAUACCUGUUGCAUACAAAAUUAAUAAAUAUAUUCAACAAUGAAUGUUAACUAGCUCCACCCCCAAUCCUUAAACCACAACCCUCACUGUGCAGAUGUAGACCCAGAGAGUCGCUCAUGAGUAGAGCUUUAUAAAACAAGUUUCUGCAGUCAGAAUAUAACUAUUUUUUUCAUUCUUUGAUCUAUUUUUUGUACGGAGAAAUUACAAAAGAAGUUGUCUGUCUCCUGGUUUUAAAUGUUGACAGUUGAGUACUAUCUGGGUAGAUCUUUUAGACCAUUGUGUGCGUGGAGACAUGAGUUGAAGCGAUGCGGAAUUUGAACAAUACCAUUUUCUCUCACUGUAUGUUAUUUAAAGUGUCUAUGCUAUUUCCAGUAAGACGUCGAAACCCGAUCUGAAGAAGCCACUGUUUGUACGUUGAACAAUGAUUAGAGCCCUUCCUUCUUGAAUCACUGUGGAUCAUCCGGGGAGGUUGGACACCAUGUAGCAGAAAUGUAUUCGCUCCAGACUGACUGAAGUGUCCUCAUCCCUCAAGGACAAUCUGCAAUCGAGACGCCACACGUUCAGCGACACCAGCCCCGACGACGGAUUUUCUUUUCCCCCAGAAUUCAUCGGGUUCAUUCCCUUACACGUACUGUAGCUGGACGACGGAGGGAAGUUUGCAGAGGAGAAACUAGCUCUAAUUGUCCAGGUCACGCCUUCUCGUCUUGCCAUCCGUCUUUAGAGCUGAAGUGUAACAUGGCGUCUUAUUUUGGUUUCAAUUGUACAUUUUUAUUUUGAUCUUUUCUAAGUAAACACAAAUCUAAAAUUGC